This is a messenger RNA of Haliotis rufescens (red abalone), 8691 nucleotides long. Its product is annotated as transmembrane protein 184B-like. Gene Ontology annotation, biological process: transport. NCBI's taxonomy places the organism in Eukaryota, Metazoa, Mollusca, Gastropoda, Lepetellida, Haliotidae. The transcript has 8 exons. The coding region runs from base 155 to 1504 and encodes 449 amino acids. The record is from RefSeq and is a predicted model, not a curated record. Gene Ontology annotation, molecular function: transporter activity.
CCUGUUAUCGCCAUUUGCUAUCGGAAGAUAUAUUGACAAUUUCGUGUGUCAUAACAGUGUUCUGUUUAUUUUGGAUUCAUAUUUGUCAUACGUUUGGAUUAUCUGAAUUAUGAAAUGAAGAUCGUGUGUACAACUAUCUAGAGAGAACAGGAGGAUGAGUUCAGAAAACACAACAGAGUCAAGUGGGGGUAACUCAAGUGUUGCCCCCUCAGUGACGUCAUCCAUCAUCACGAAACUGACAACAUCUAUGGUGUCUGACAUUACGACAGAGCCACUUGUGCCUAAUGGCACUACCAAUGCGACACAUCAACCUCUCAUCUUCCUACAAACCCAAGCUGCUCAGGGAAUUGCUGGAACUUUUGCUGUGGCGGCCAUACUUAUCACAUGUCAUCAGAUUUAUCUUCAUCUCCGCUACUACACUUGCCCCAAUGAGCAGCGAUGGAUCGUGCGUGUGCUGUUCAUCGUGCCCAUCUACUCUUUCGACUCAUUUCUCAGUCUCAUGUUCUUCAACAAUGACAGUUACUACGUCUACUUUGACAGUAUCCGGGAUUGCUAUGAAGCGUUUGUGAUAUACAGCUUCCUGAGUCUGUGCUAUGAGUACCUGGGAGGUGAAGGGGCUAUUAUGUCUGAAAUUCGGGGGAAGCCCAUCAGGUCCAGCUGGUUGUGGUGCACGUGUUGCCUUGCUGGCAGGCAGUACACGAUUGGUUUCCUCAGGUUCUGCAAGCAGGCCACGCUUCAGUUCUGCAUCAUCAAACCAGUGAUGGCCGUCCUGACUCUUAUCCUGCAGGCCUUCAGUCUGUACAAGGACGGAAACUUCUCACAUGGUGGUGGCUACCUGUACAUCACCAUCAUCUACAACAUCUCGGUGUCCCUGGCGCUGUACGGCCUGAUCCUGUUCUACAACGCAACCAAGGAGCUCCUCAGCCCAUACGAGCCAAUCCUCAAGUUCUGCAUCAUCAAGUCCGUCAUCUUCUUGUCCUUCUGGCAGGGUGUUGUCCUUGCUAUCCUUGAGAAGACAGAAGUGAUCAGUCCAAUCUUUGCUGAAGGCAACCAGCUGAAGGUGGGAGUGGGUACGGUAUCUGCAGGCUGGCAAAACUUCCUCAUCUGUGCGGAGAUGUUCAUGGCCGCCAUCGCCCUGCGCUUCGCCUUCCCACACAGCAUCUACAGCUCUGCACCGGCAGCCACCCACGGCCGCACCGUGUCCCUCCAGAGCAUCUCCUCCAGCCUGAAGGAGACCAUGAACCCCCGCGACAUCAUGCAGGACGCCAUCCACAACUUCCACCCCCAGUACCAGCAGUACACCCAGCACGGCAUGAAGCCGCCCAAGGAGGAUGAGUUCAACGAGUCCGGCGCCUGGCCACAUGACCCUUACCAGCGUGGACGACCUCAACAGAACGGAAAUGCUGCCCCUCCACAACCUGGGCAGCAGACCACAGCCACUCCCAACAAGAACCGAUUUAAUGAAAAGACAACCCUUCUGAGUUCUGACGACGAGUUCCAGUGAAGGAUUGAUCGUCUCAAUGGCAGCUGACUGAUAAUGGACCAUUGUGGGCUGGCUGUGUCUGUCAGUUAGGAUAUACUUGGUUGUUAUGUGAAACUCUCCCACAAUUUACAUGUGACUAAACAAUGUCUAUACCAAGCAUGCUCUGUUGGACAUCCUAAUACACCAUAUAUGUGUGUAUGUCUCAUAAGUGUACAUCAUGACAGCUGAGCAAACUAAACGGAACAUGUACUUGCUUAACCAGCCACAGAGCUUAUCAGAGCUAUCAGUAGCCCCAAAUUAUUUUUGCAAAGAAAUUGGAAGUGAAUUUAUCCAAUCUAGAAAGUGAACUGUAUAGUAGCUACAGAUGUUGUGACCACAUAUGCAGUAUCCAUGUCGAAACAAGUAUAAGUGGUGAAUACGAUUUUCUCUUUCAAAGAAAUUUUAGCCAACAUGUCAGUAUAAAGAUCAACAUUUUGAUGGGACUAGAAAUCUAAGUUCAUUGGAUAUAUUGAACAUUCACGUGCAUAUAUGAAUUAAUUAUCUUUAAUAUCUCACCCUAUAAGCUUCAUAAGCUGGACUUGGAAUCCAGCUGCCUAAGCCUCUGUCAUGGAAAUGACAUCCGUAUGUGUUAUUUAUUACCGUUUACUUGGUGUUUGUGUACAGGUCUCUCUUGUAAUGAUUCCAAACAAAUACUAUUUUAUCACCUCUGUGUUGUCGGCUGUAUACUUCUUAGGCUGAAACAAUACGCCACAUGUUUCGCGAUACAAUAAAAUAUCACAUGAUACAUAGCUUCUCUGUUUCAUGUAACAGUAUUAUUGUUAUCUUGAUUUAACAAAUGUUAUCUUGAUUUAACAAAGACUUGUCUUGAUUUAACAAAGAAUUAUUUUGAAUUAACAAAGAAAAGAAGCUUCUUUUUUUCCAAUAUCAUGCUUUCAUGUCUAAUAACCAUGUGACUUUAGGACAACACCAAUACAUGAUGACACUGAAAGAAGGCAAAAUGCUACGGUGAAAAUGCCAAUGUAGAACAGUGUCAGUUGGUAGACCAUAUGAUGUGGAGAAUGAAUCAUAUCAUUAAGUUUGACACGGCAGUGUAUUGGUGAAUUGUCUCAGCCUUUACUGUCUACAUGUGCUGUCACAGUUAGAGGUAUUAAUGCUGAGUUACAAUGCUGCUCGUCCUCUAGAUGCCAGCGUGUUUCUAGGAUGUCUGUUAUCUAGGCUCUAGGCUCUUGUCAUGCAUGAAUUCUAUGGAUAUGUUAGUUGUCAUCCGACUCGGAUGAAUAGCCUGUAGAGUUGGCCAUGAUUAUUUCCAUGUUAGAUUGGACUCUUGUGUUAUGUUGUGCCUGUUAUUUUACUGGACUUUAAUAGUAUAGUUGUGUUACUGGAGGCAGAGUUGUACAUACAAAUGCUAUUUUCUUAAAUUGGAAUGUUAUAUUUUCAUUUAGCAUGUGUUUUAAGGUUGUAAAUUAGAACCUCUAUGAAAAUAUGGCAGUUUCAUUGACAACAAUUUAUUGUAGAUUUAAUACAAGAUGUAAUCUGUGUGGGGCAAAACUUGUACUGUCAUGUUAGAAUCAGUGACAGUCUAGCAUGCACAUAUUAUAGUUAGAGGUCAUUUGGUUUUUUUCAGUCAAUUUUGCUGUAUUUGUUGUUUUGCCAACUAACGAUGGCAAACCUGUGCCAUUGAUUAAUUGACGACAGUAUGUCAUUAACCUGAACACUUCUUUAAUGAGCAUGUCAUAACCAUUGGCAUCAAUGAUGAAUUUAUGUCCUUAAAUUGUAUAUCUCUAGCUUUAUAUCACCAUGACCCUUACAGCAAGAUUCUGUCAAUUACCAGCUUGAUGUAAAUGUUAUAUCCAUGGGUUGCAGCUUUGAUAAGUUCAGGCUGUCACAUACUCAGAUGUGUCAGUUUGCCCAGUGUAGCAGGCUGUCACAUACUCAGAUGUGUCAGUUUGCCCAGUGUAGCAGGCUGUCACAUACUCCGCUGUGUCAGUUUGCCCAGUGUAGCAGGCUGUCACAUACUCAGAUGUGUCAGUUUGCCCAGUGUAGCAGGCUGUCACAUACUCCGCUGUGUCAGUUUGCCCAGUGUAGCAGGCUGUCACAUACUCCGCUGUGUCAGUUUGCCCAGUGUAGCAGGCUGUCACAUACUCCGCUGUGUCAGUUUGCCCAGUGUAGCAGGCUGUCACAUACUCCGCUGUGUCAGUUUGCCCAGUGUAGCAGGCUGUCACAUACUCAGAUGUGUCAGUUUGCCCAGUGUAGCAGGCUGUCACAUACUCCGCUGUGUCAGUUUGCCCAGUGUAGCAGGCUGUCACAUACUCCGCUGUGUCAGUUUGCCCAGUGUAGCAGGCUGUCACAUACUCCGCUGUGUCAGUUUGCCCAGUGUAGCAGGCUGUCACAUACUCCGCUGUGUCAGUUUGCCCAGUGUAGCAGGCUGUCACAUACUCCGCUGUGUCAGUUUGCCCAGUGUAGAAGUAUCCUUAGGGCAGGUAGAACUGUUUUGUUUUCCAAAGUGUGCUCCUGUGUUAUCUUUGUUUGGGUGGUGAGAAAUACGAGAUGUUUUUUCUGCUUUGUGAAUUAGUGACAGAUCCAAGGCAUCCUUGUUACGUGGUGGGUCCUCUGUUGAUGCUGUUUAUGUGUGUCCAUAGCAACCAUUGUUUCUUUGCAGUCAAGGCAGGACGAAUCACCAACUCAGGAUACAAUAUUUGUGUUAUGACUUUUUCAACAUUUGUAUUUAAUUGCUGAUGAAGGGUCUGUCUCGAAAGAUUGAAUAUCAUUUGUAGAGAAUUAGGCAGCUGAAUGUGGGUUGAAAUAAAUGAUAUACAUGGGACAACUAGUUGCCAUGCACAUGGAACGAAAAUAAUCUUUUGAGACAAUUCCUUGAGUAUAUAUGCUUCCUGGUAUGUGCGCAGUUGACAGUGUUUCUCUCCUGUAGACAAGGCUGGUGUUAUCAAUGUUUACUUGCACAUUUAGAAAAAGCUAUAGAUUUGUGAUGUUGUAGAUUAGGAUGCAGUUUUGAUGGUCAAGUUCUCAAUGGUAAAUGCCUGUAUUUCAUUCAGUUAGAUUCCUGAAAGUCUAUCAUUCAUCCUGUUUCUUAACAUUCAGCAAAAGACCAUGUUAAUGGACAUCAAAUCACAUCCAACUGUGAACACCUUUGUGAGUUACUUGCCCCUCACAUGCCAGGGUAACAGGAGAACUGAUGUGUAUCUGUGCCAGUGUUGUUCCUUGUCAGAUGAAGGUCAUCACAACCAAUGUAAGCUUGCCAAAUAGUUUUAUAAUUGAUUCAGAACGCUUUUAUUAGUUGUUGUCAAUCAAAAUUAGUCAGUAAAAAUCAAUAGUAUGCCUGCUACCAUACAAGGCUGUUGACACUGGAAUAUUGUCCCCACAAGGUUGUAAUGACAUUGUGUUACACUGGAUGUCAUUGAGUAGUGCAAGAAUAUAUUAUUUUGGCCUUGUGUAGUAAAAUUCAUUUUGGUCUAGUAAGCCCAGCUAACAAAAGUCCAUGAUGAUGAUGUUAAAAUAUACCAACAAUGAUCCUGAGAACCAAGUUCAGGCCAGCUGACUUAAAGGUUUAAUACACAGACUGUAACAUCUUACAAGUUCAAAAAGACUUACGAAUGGACACAGGUGGUUCCAUGUGCUGCAGUUAUCUCCCUUACCUACCAGGCUGCUUGACAUCGGUUUAAUUCCCACAUUGGUCAAAGUUAUCCUUCUCUGUCAGCAACAAUGAUGCAGUACUCAAUGGUUUAACAAUUGUGUAAAAUGUCUAUAGAUGGCCUCAAAAUGGAUGUGAUGCAGUGAAGUCUAAUAAUGUGAAGAAAUACUGAUCACAGCCUUGAAUUCACUUGAAACUGAUGGCGAUAAGAGUUGAAAUACUAUGUAAUCUCUUCAGAGGACUCUGUGACACCUAUCUACUACUUAAGCAUCACUGAAGGUGUGUGAUAGUCCCCAUUUGAAAUACUGUUGGAAUUCCUGCCUGUCAUUAUAUUUGUUUCAUUUACACCUGUUGUUUGUUAUGUUGAUAUUAACCAUGUGUAACAUUGACAGCGUUAGAAAUUGGCACUUGUCCUAUUGUCCUUGCCAAACUGCCCAAUAGUUAAGGUAUCACAAGGAUUAUAGUCCUCGCAACUUGAAAUAGAAUCACGAAAAAUCGAAAUGAUUAAUUAACGAAGAUAGCUACAUGUGUGCUAAUACUCAUUGAGUGAAAACAAGCCAUUCCACUGAUAAGAAAUAUUACUUACAGAAAUGACAAACAUUGCAGAGUGAGCUUUUCAAGAAGUAUCCAUUUUGCUGGCAAUAAACAUCAUCAUUGACUUUUGAUUACCAUCCUGGUAAGCUUAGGCAGUCAGGAGACAGUAUUUAGGGUAUAUUUAGGAGAGCAUGCAGUGUACGUUCAUUACCAGCAUUAACUGAAAGAACAUGACGUGCAGAUGUAGUAUUUAAAACACUAUUGACCAAGUUCACUGCGAAGUAUAACCACUAGUGGUCACCUGACCUGAUUCUUACCCGGAUUGUAAUCACAUGAUCAAAACUUAGUGAUGAUAUUUAUCGUUAGCAAAAUAGAUAUUUCUUGAAAAGCACUCUUUCCAAUUUUUGUGAUUACUGUAACUAAUAUUCCAUAUCAGCAGAAUGGCUUGUUUUCAUUUCGUCAUUAGUAGCAGACACCCAGCUGUCUUCAUUAAUUAAUCAUUGAGAUAUUUCAUGAUUUUACAUGUAUUUCAAGUGGCGCGACUACAGUAGGAAUUUGUCAUUUUUAAGGAGUUUGUUUUCUGUUAUCCUUUUAAGACUAUUGGACUAAACAUGUCAGCUUCUAUCGCUGCAUCGAUAUCAUUAGUCGUGUGAUAUUGUCCCAUAGCUGUGACUGUACUGUGGGACACAAUGUCCCAGCAUUAGAUGUGUGCCUGUGCAGGUCCUACAUGAGCAUAUAAUUAAUAGAGAGGCAGGAGUUGAUUCAUUACAUUGACCUGAUUUUAAGAUAACUAUACUUGUAAUUGAAGCUGUUCACAGUUUAAUCUCUUGAUAAAUGUUGCAUAAAGAAAUAUUACACAAAAUAUUUACUAAUUCUAUAAAUAAGACUAAAUCCAAAUUUAGCACAAAUUUGAAAAUGUUUUUUGUUGAUUUUAUCACACAGCAUAACAAUAUGAGUGCAAGUUGUCUCACUAAACAGCUUGACACUGUUAUUUAUCAUGCAAAUAACCACUGCUCUGUCAGUGGCUUCAAGAUAUUUGAAGACAAUUCUUUCAAGGUAAUUCAUGUUUCUUGUUUUCAAUUUUACAGGAUUAUCUUCACAGUAUAUUGCUAUAAAGUCAGCCUUAGUUUUUAGCUGAGCUACCAUAUCAUUUCCAAUUCAUAUCAGCAGAAAGUGGUAUAUGUAUUAUACAAAUGAAUGUGUAUUUAACAUUCUCAGUUUUAUGUUUCAUGUGUAAAUAGUAUUGUAAAUGUGUCAUGUUACUUGUUUUCUAGAUGAUUUUACACUUGAACACAGGCUUUAGUUAAUGGCACAAGAUGACAGAUGUAUGAUGUUAGCAACUUUAUCACCUGGAAUAGUGACAGGUGGAACACUUUCAACCACAUAUCUUUCUUUAAGUCUGAAGAGGAAAUAAGGAUUUUGUAGAGAUGAAUCCAGAAUUUUGGAAAAAGGAUGUGCACACAAGCAACAAAAAUAUGCGAUGUCAUGGAACAAAAUAACAACAAUGCACAUCCCUGCGGCCCCUGUGGGUCUGCCAGUGCUUUGCUAGAUGUUUCAUUUCGUUAAAGUUGGAAACACUAACAAUUACCCAAGUGAAAACCAACAUGCAUCAUUGUUUAGAAAUUUCUUUCACUGAAACAUAAACUUUUCUUUGGCAGUGAUACCUUCCAAUUCCAACAUCCAAUUCACAGAAUGCUAUAAUUCUGACAUUUCAUCUGAUCAUCCCCAAAACAGUUCCAUCUUUUCAUAAAUGUCAUGGUUAAUCCCACAAAGUAUAAUUUUGAUGACAUUACAUUUCAAUAUUAUGUGCUGCUACUAGCUGCUGAUCACCCAAAUGCAUAUCAGAAAUUGAAGUGGCUGUGAAAGAUAGUUUUAUUGCUGUAUUAUUUCAUCAUUAUCUUUCAAUGUAAGGUCACAAACAUCCUAAUACAAACCUAACUGAAAAAUAAGCUCUCAUGUAAUUGCAGUCAGUUUAUGGCACCUGUUCCACCUUCAAUUCCAGCACUUAUCAUAAUCAAUGACACUGAUGGUAUUCCCAGAUACAUAUUCAAUUAAUUCCACUUUUUGUGAUUCUUAUGUCAUGGGGAUUAUGUCAGAAAACUUCAAGGUUGCUAUCGAAAAGAAUUCUCAAAUGAAGGAGAAGGGGAAUUUUCUGUCAUAUUCUAUACUGAUGACCAUCAUUCUGAAUAUAUUUUAGAAGAAAUUAUCUAAAUGCCAUUUUGUUACGGAAAUAUUUGUUUCAGGAAACCUAUAUUGAAAGUUAAGACAAAUCCCCCAAAAUAAUUAAUAUCAAUGUUUGGAAUGAAUUAUUACAUAAAAUUCUCACUGUUUGCACUUCAUGAGGAAUUUUGAAAGAAAAGGUUACCAAUACCAAAGAUUUAAAAUUAUUACACUGAUAAUAGUGAUCACCCUUGUAUAUUUUUCUUUAAUUUUUUUCAUAUAGCCCCUGAAUCAAAUACUUGCCAUUAGAAUCUCACUCACUUUUAUGAUGCGUCAGUGGCAGACAUUUCUAUUUUCACAUUAUAUUCUACGUAAAACUUGUUUUAUGUUUGCUAUUGUGAUAAUGAUAGAUCAACAUUUUAUUGGUGUUUUGUUGCGUACUUCAGUGACCAUGUCAACAAGAGUAAUGUUGUGCUAGGGACCAGUGUAUUACAACACCCUUCUGUGCAGGUAUUGUCAUUCAAGUCCCGCCAUCAAUAUGUGAUUUAUUUUUUAAGUAGCAAAUUAUCUCAUCAUAUAUGCAGUUGUGAAAGCAUUUUCCGAUGAUGUUUGUCACAAAAUUUUAUUUUUUUUCAUGGUUUGAAGGUUGAAUGAACUUUGAAUUAUUUUCAGUUCAGGAUAUUUGCUGUAAUAUCUGUAGAAUGUUGCUUAGUUGUUAAGCUGUUAAUACAAAUUGUUCAUUGGUUUUUAGCUGUGUACAUUGCUGGUGGGUGUUCUGUCACGUCCGAGUUGUAAAGUGUGAUAUAUAUAUAUAUAUAUAUAUAUAUACAAAUAUAUAUAUGAAAAUAAAAUUGUUGAUCUUGUCUUA